Stegastes partitus (bicolor damselfish) is the source of this 8240-nucleotide messenger RNA. It is a transcript of the gene kank4, whose product is annotated as KN motif and ankyrin repeat domains 4. The record is from RefSeq and is a predicted model, not a curated record. Bases 369 to 5051 code for a protein of 1560 amino acids. Gene Ontology annotation, cellular component: cytoskeleton; cytoplasm. Gene Ontology annotation, biological process: negative regulation of actin filament polymerization. NCBI's taxonomy places the organism in Eukaryota, Metazoa, Chordata, Actinopteri, Pomacentridae. Gene Ontology annotation, molecular function: protein binding. The transcript has 10 exons.
UGCUCUCCACUCUCCCUGCUCUCCUGUUUCAGCCAGUCUGUCUGCCCUCUAGCGUAGUACUCUCCUUUCACUCACCACUAUUCAUCACCAUCUAGGAUAUAUUUACACAAACCCACGUAGGUAGACAGAGCACCGUCCUGGUGGACUGAAGGGUUUGCGUGCGGCUAGCAGAUAGAGAUAUAUAUUUUUAAACAUAUAUGUGCAUUACCCUGGAAAGCUGUAGAAAGUGGGGCUCUGUGGCAGUGCUGCUGGAACUGAAGUUUCUUUCCCACUACAUUUUUUGUCCCAAAGGAUACCACACACAGCUGCAGAGGCUGCCAGCUCCAACUGUAGCAAACCCAAGUAGAUGACUGAGAACUCAGCCUCCCAUGAUGGACAAGAAAAGUGCCAACGGCUUUCAGACCAAGGCCACUGAGGGCGGUGUUCAGAGGAAGCAGCUGCCCUACUCAGUAGAGACUCCUUAUGGCUUCCACCUGGACCUCGACUUCCUCAAAUAUGUUGAUGACAUUGAAAAAGGCAACACCAUCAAAAGGGUCCACAUCCAGCGCAGGGUAAAAGGCCCACCAAAAUUCAGCACUCUACCAAGAAAUUUUAGCCUUCCUGGACAUGGAGCAAGGCCUGUCCCGAAGGAAAAGGACAGUUCAUGGUCUGGAACAUCCACCCUGGGACCUAAGCCUAAAUCACGGGUGACUGAGGUGCAGCAGAUCUUUGACUUCAGGGCAAGUGAAGGGGGAACUUCCAGCCAGAGCAGCAGGGGGGCAACCAGUCCAAGAACUAGCUAUGUUUCAGCUAAACCUACAGAUGAAGCAGGAACAGGGACUCGAGGUGGUGAAGACAAAGCUGUUGGAAUUCAAAGUCGCCCAAAUCUGCUCAGAGCAUCGAGCAUGCCCAUCACCCUACAGCAGCGUAAAGGUUCAGAUUCAAGCAGUCCUGAUCGCACCUUGGGAACACCAGAAAAUGGCUCAACGGAGAACAUGUUUCGUGCUUCACCAGAUGUUACAGAAAGACGGUGUGUUCCCCAGGAUCGGGCAGGGCUUCACCAGCAGAUUACAGUGGCACUGAAGCGGGUCAGAGAGCUAGAAGAGCAGGUUAAAACCAUCCCAGAGCUAAAGGCUCAGAUCUGCUCUUUGAGGGAGGAGAGGGAGCAGCUUCUGCUUCAGCUGCAAGCCCAGGCCCAAGCCCAGGUUUCCAGUUCAUCCUCUACAGGAGCCACAAGUUAUGAUGCUAAGGCAAGCAACCGGACACAAGGACACAGACCUGCAGGAGGGCUUAAUUUAACUCUGAUUAGUCAACCUGCUGGAGGUGUAGAAGAUUCAAAGCCUCUCCCAGCAAAGCCUGUAUCAGGGAAAGAAAAACAAGGUGAGACAGAGAAAACUAAAGCCUUACCAAAGGAGGGAGAGAGUUCCUCAGCACACAGAGAAAUGACUGGGUUGUCAGCACAAGAACUGGAUAGACAAACACUGCCAUCAGAAAAAUUUGACAAACAAAAAGAGACAUUAGAGAGUCCACUGGAGCAUGCAGUGCAAAAGCUAUCACGGGACAUUGCAGGACAGGACUUAACAUCACUUCGGGUGGCUAUAAAAGAAGCAGAGACUAGCAAUAUUCCAGACAGCGGUGCAUCAAAAGAAGGAAAACCUGAGGACCCAGAUGGUAUGCAGAAGCUGCAGGAGAAGUUAAUGAUACUGGAAGCUAAACUUAGCCAGGCUAGUCAAGAGCUGGAGAGAACUAAUAGUCUUUUAAAAGAACAAAUAGAGGAGAACAAGGUGAAGGAGGAGAGAAUACUACAAAUAAGUGAAGGAAUGAGAGUAGAGGUUUGUACCCCAGAAGCACACGACCGGCCGAGAAGAGAAAGCAUUGACACGGGGACGGUGACAGAGAGAAUAGAUUUUGCUAACCAAGAAACAGAGACAGAAUCGCCUGGUACAGUAGAUCAGGGGACAGACACUGAUAAAAUCUGUGUUGAAGUGUGUGUAAUCACACCAAGAGCUGGAAGCAUAGAUCAAGGAACAGUGACUAGUAAAGUUAACACUCAGGACCAGGUGACAGAGAUGGUGACAGAGAUAGCAGCAAUGAGUCCACCUAGACCCAGAGCCAACAGCAUGGAACGAGGCACAAUAACUGAGAGGAUCACCACUCAGGAUCAGACGACAGAGACGCCUGUAGCUCAGAGGGUAAACCAAGUCACGGAAACAGAUGGAGAGACAGUGACAGACCAUCCGCAGAGACCGAGGGCCAGCAGUGUAGAUCGAGGGACGGAGACGGAAAGGGUGGGCACUGUGGACAGGGUGACAGAGACAGAGGUAGCGCAAAGGACAGACCAACAGACUGAAACAGAGACAGAAAGACGACAGGACAACAAUCCAGCCAGAAAUGUAGAAGCAGAGAGUCAAGUGACAGAAGAUGUAGGCAGUCAAAGAGAAGAUGCAGCUGCUGUGGUCAGUGAAAGAGCAGAAGAUACGAGAGCAAACGAAAGAGCCAGUGAAAGUGUGAUAGCAGAAGUAGUUAUAGAGAGCUCAGUUGAAGCUGUAGAAAGCAUAGUUGUCCAAACUUCAGUUUCAGAUGCUAUAAGCCAGAAAGAAGAGGGUGCCAGUCCAGUUCCUGAGACAGGAGAAGACAAAGUUAAAGUGAGUCCUGCACAGGAUGACUCAGAAACGAAAGAAGUGAUACCUGUAAAGACUGCAGAAACAGAAAAUGUUGAAACAAAACAAGUUGCCCUGGAGACUGUUAAGAAAAAAGAAACAGUAGAAGGAGAGAUUGUGUGUGCAACAAUCAAAGAAACUGUGGUCACUGACACUGUUGUAAUAUCAGCAGAGAGUUCAGCUGUGAAGACUGUAGCUCCUGUAAGACCACAGAGAGGCCGAAAGCUCUCGGGGGAGCAGGCACAGCCGUCUCUUCCCCAACUUCAGGUUGUACCUGUCCGUCCUCGUAGGGGAUCCAGUGAAACUCAAGCCCACCAGACCCAGCCCCAAACAAAAACUCAGCCAUCGCCAGAAGUACAAAGUGCACCUGAGGCUGAUGCUAAGUCCUCGGCACAGCUAUCGGAACCACAGGUAAAACCUCAAACCCCAUCUGUGUCUCACCUUGAGGACCCCACCCUGGCAAAGAAGACUCCUGAGGAAUCUAGUGAGAAAAAGUCUCCAUCACAACCUCAGGCUGCCACUCAGAGUCCGUCUCCAAGUUCCAGUGAAGUUAAAAUCAGGCCCAAAUCAAUUCAAGCCCCAUCUCAGUCUCAAACUUCUGCAUCUCGUCGGGAUUCCAAAGAGCUUAAAGCACCACAGAAGGGGUCCAGUGUAUCACAAACAUCUAGACGUGGGUCAGGAGAAGCCCAGACCCGCCCAACUCGCCAGGUAUCAAGUGAUGCCCAGCCUCAGUCUCAGGGCUCUCGUAGAAGCUCCAGUGAGAGUCAACCUCCUAACAAAGAUGCUGGUGAGACACAAUCAUUGCGCAGAGGUUCGAGCGAAGCAGCUCAGCGUCGUGGUUCAAGCGAGGCCCAGGCCUCGCGUCGGGACACCGGUGAGGCACAACCUCCUCGUCGAGGCUCCAGUGAGUCACCAACAUCGCCUGCAGCUUUGGGUCAAGUUGUAACUCGGUUAACAGGGCUUCUGGGAGAGCAGUGGGCACAGCUGGGAAGUGGCUCUGGGGCUCAACAGACGACCGGCCAGCAAGAGAGCCCCAGCACACAGAAACAGACGACAGGGAAAAGAGCAGAGGCAGUAAAGGGAACCUCAGCCAAGCCUUCGGGGAAAGCAGUCCCUGCAGCAACAACAACAGGGAAAGCAGCAGGGAAGCCUGGUCCUUCCAAAAUGAGCUCCAUUCAGAGUCAACUGGUCAGCUCCCUCAGUGUCCUCUCUGCGUUCUACUCCCCAGGACAGAAAGCGGCUGCUGCCAGCAAACAGCAAGAAAAAGGUCUCAAAUCUAUUAUGAAGAAAAAUGGUGUUGCUGACAAGCAGGGGAACAAGGGUGCCAAGAAAAACCUGAAGUUUGUUGGGGUGAAUGGAGGAUACGAGACUACGUCCAGCGAGGAGUCCAGCGGAGACGAGAAGUCGAAGGUGGAGGCGGAGGAGGAAGACAGCUCAGAACCAGAAGUGGAGAAAGAGAAGGAGAAGGAGGGGGAGGAGGAGAAGGAGGAGGAGAAGGAGCCUGAAGAGGGAGCAGAAACCCAGGAAAAAGAUGCAGAGGCCUCAGCUGAAGUAGGGGGUGCUGUGGCUGAAGAGAAGGAGGUUGAAAGAGGCCUGCUGGAUCCAGAAGAUAUCCAUGAUCUGCUGGAGGAGGAGGCUGUAGGGGAAAAAGUUGACAAGGCCUUUAUAGACGCCUGCCUGUAUGUGAAGGACCGCAUGGAAGAGGUUUCAUCCCCAGAUAAAGAAAUGCGUCAGGUUUUAGUGGUGCUCUACCAGGAGUGGUUCAGGGUCUCCAGUCAGAAAGAGUCACAGGCGGAUACCGUCAGGUUGUACCUGCGACAGGUGGGAUUGACCACACCCACUCUGCUACCGUACGUCGUUAACCUGACAGAUGGUAAUGGAAACAUGGCCCUCCACUACAGUGUUUCGCAUUCCAACUUCCCUGUGGUCAAACUGCUGCUGGAUACUGGUCUAUGUGAAACAGACAAUGUGAACAAGGCAGGCUAUACUCCGGUGAUGCUGGCUGCGUUGACGGCUGCUGAGAGCCCCGAUGAUCUGGAGGUGGCACAACAGCUGUUGAAGCUGGGCGAUGUCAACUCACGCUCCAGACAGGCGGGCCAGACAGCGCUCAUGCUCGCGGUGAGCCACGGCCGCGUUGCCAUGGUGAAGCUGCUCCUGAGCUGCGGCGCGAAUGUAAAUGCUCAGGACCGCGAGGGAUCUACGGCCCUGAUGUGCGCCAGCGAACACGGACACACAAACAUCGCUCGUCUGCUGCUGGAGACAGGUCGCUGUGACACCAGCCUCGUAGAUAAGAAUGGUCAGACUGCUCUGUCGGUGGCAGAGGGAGCCUCUCACCAAGAAAUAGUUGACCUUCUGAAGGCCCAAGCUGAGGGUAAAACCUCUGAGCCCACGUUUACCACAGACCUCCUCUGAGCCAGAGUCCUCCGAACCAUUCCAGCUCGCCGAAUACAACUUUUCCAUUUCCAUGACCCUCUGCCCACCGACAUGGAGGGAAAAAACCUGAAAUAAAUACACAGUGACACCACACGGGACAUGCAUGUAAGACGUGGAACCGCGCCGAAACCUCUGAGAAGGAAGCGUUUCUUCCACGUCUCUGCCAACAUGUCCUGUGGGUGUUCAUGGAUAUGCUGCAUCAACCACCGAAGUGGACGGACAAACAAAGCGAGCCGGCUGGAUCGAUGAUUGGACGUCGCCAUGGUGACAAGUGUGAUUGACAAGAUAUUAAGGAAGACACAGGGUGAAAAUACAAAGCAGGACACGGCAUGAACAGAAUGGCAAGUGGACAGAGAGAUGCUCUGAACUGCUGCUUCUUAUCAUCAUGUAACUCUUAAAGCAAAAUACUAAGCACAUGAUCUACCUUUGAAAUAUGAUAUGAAAUAUAACAUUAUUUCUAUUUUUCUUUUAUGACAUUGACAUUGUUCUUUUCAUAUUUGGACAUAAGCCAUUAUUGAGAACAUAGUAUAUGUAGAAUGUUAUUCUACCAGAUUAUAACCAUACAAACACAGAAACUGUAUUUUCUACUGCACUUUUUUUAUUGUGUUUGUGUACAGUAAAUAGUCCUCUCUAAUAUCGGUGUCCAGAACAAACUACAGUAUAUAUAAAUGAAUAUAUAUAUCUCCAAAAGUGUUAAAUAUGAAUUUAAAUAAUAGAAUAGAUCCUCUUGUCAAAAUUUCUUACAACUCAGUGGCUAUUUGACAUAAUUUAACGUACUGUUUUUUUUUUUUUUGCCAUAGUAAUCAUGUUUGUUUGUUUUUCACGUAUGGAACAUGACUGAUCAUCAUGUGUGGAUUAUUGAAUAACAAAUGGUUUAGUCAGAGAUGAAAAAAAAAAAAAAAGUUGGACACAAAAACAUUUUUUUAUAAUAUAUUAUAUGACCAUAGUGAAGAAAGACAAAAAAAGUCUUCUUACAAGAAGAUUGUACUGAACAGAAAGUGCUGCAUGCCAAUACAGUUACUCCCCCUACUGGCUGUCUUGUGAUACUAAACAGCAGUAUGUUGUAAUACUGUCUGUUCUCAUGAUAAACAUCUCUCUCUCUCUCUCUCUCUCUCGCUCUCUCUCUCUCUCUCUCUCUCUCUCUCUAUCCGUCCCUCAGUUCAAAUAUAAUGUACGUCUUGUUCGCCUGCUCGUUUCAAAUCAUGUAUGCAACUGCUACAAAAUGCACAAUGAAUGUCAGGCUGGCUGUGACACAUUCCAAGAAAAGAAAAAAAAACUAAUGUAGCAAGUUUAGCUAUACUGGCAUGGAUCAUAGGACUAACAGACAUCGGUGUUCAUAUUUCAAAACAGUGACAACUGACAACAUGAUAAAUCUACAAUAACGGGAGGUUGUUUUUCACAGUCUAAGAAGCAAUAUUAAUGAAAUACUACCAUGUCAGUCAGAAACCAGGUAGGGUGAGUGAGCUUGGUCUUGCCUUAAUCAGAUCAGUCCUCCAUCCGAGAGACGCGGUAUUUCCCAGGGAGUAAAGUCCUUUUUCUGUUGUUUAACACAAACCCGUAAGCAUUGUAAAGCAGGAGCAGUGGUCCUAUAAAAUGUUUACAAUUCAGCAUUUCCCACAUCAGUGAACACUGCACAUGUCAGACAAAGUGAUCUAACCUAAUAUAUUACUAUAAUAAAUACAUGAAAUGAUAAAAUAAUUUUAUUUCUAAUAACUUUAUUUCACAGUGAGCCUCCUGCUGCUCCAGAUCAUGAUGGCUAGAGAUAACCGUGCUCUUAAAACGUAUCUCUGAAUGGGGUAAAGUCAGUCUGAUAAGGUCGGUGAAGGUGGAAUCUAAAGGGGAAUACCACUCAGUUUUAAAUUUAACUGCCAUAUCUGUGGUCUACAACGAUCCAGUUUGCAUUUACAGUUAGAAAAUAACUUACUUUGUAUUGAGGCAGGACUCCAGAAAACUAAUCAAACUCUGGGGAGCUUUCUAGCGUUUGUUUCUUACCUACGAGUCAAACAUCUCAGCUUACCAACGUUGGAUUCCAAAUGUAAUCAUUUGUUUCCAUCAAAAUAUAUUUGUAUUACAACGCCAUCUUAUUCGCUCUGUAAACUUUUUCUGCAGCAUCAUCUGACCACCGAUUCUGCACCAAUAUUCUGUUAUUCCCUAAUACUUUCUAAACAUGGGCACUACUACAGGCUGACCAUGAAGAUUACAUGAAGUAUCUCCAUUACUUGGAGCUACAUGCAUUGACUGAACAUGUUUAGUAAAUUUAUCUUGAUUUGCUGAGUCGCAAAGUAGCACAGAUUUUCUCGACGACCAAGUUGCAUUUACAGCAUCAGUGAAUCUCAAUUUCUCAAACUCUGUGCAGCAAUUCUGAUCCCUACUGAUUGUCUUGUGUGUUUGAGAACACAAAUCAGAGUCAGUGUAGCUUCCCACAUUUCAGACAGCCAAAGGACGAUCAGAUCUGUGCUGUCAGAAGGUUCUGGUGUAUCUGGUCUUCCGUGCCUGCAUAUUACAUCUUUUUAGAAGUGACAUCUAUGUUUAAUCCGGUGUGACCCAGAUGCAAUAAGAUUUCACAUCUGGCCGAACACCAAAGAACUGAAAUCGAAUCUGUUUCACAUGGGAUUAAAUAUAUAUAUAUAUAUUUUAUCUGUUCCUGUAAAUCCAGCCAAAUAUAUGUACAUACAGUAUUGUGAAAAGUAUAUAACAAGUAUUGUCUGACAGUUUGCUCUAAAAAAAAUUAUAUGAAGUAUUUAUUCCAAAUGCUAUAUUUUUAAAUCAUAUAUAAUAUACUUAUGUAUGCAUGGACAAAUAUUCAAAUGAUACUUCUUAAGGGAGAAUUUGGAUGAUUAAAAAUUAUACUGAGUGUUCCCUGAUGAUGUGAUUAUUUGACUUUGGUUGGGUGGUUAUAGUACAUGUAUGAACUGACGAGGUUGUGGACUGUCAUGUGCCCUUUUAUGCUACUUUUGACAUGUGGGGUGUGGGGGAUAUAAAACAGAUCUGACACUGACCUAGACUAUGAGGGCGGAGUUUCCCUUGUUUAAAUACCAGUCAGAGAAGCAAAGUCGAAGUACAUGACAGAGUCAAAUGUAAAAACCUGUCUGUAAUAUUCCUUGUACAACAGGCUUGUCUGUUACAAACCAGAGAACUACUUCUAAAUAAAUAAAGAUUUAAAACUUA